AUGGUCAAAGGAAGUGAACUUAAAAUAGAAGUAGGAGGUUACAUGUCAACAUUGACACAUACACUCGAUUUGUUUACGAGCGAGUUAGACAAAGUUAUAGCCACAAUUCCAACUGAAGUUAAACCUCUUCUCACGGUGGUCUGUGUAGGAGCAGAUAAAGCUUGGAUCAGUGGGAAGGACACGGCCAUAUACUGUGUUGACAUACACGGGUCAGUACAGGAAUUUGUCAAGACUGCCUCUUUGGAAAGGCCUACAGACAUCACACUGACAAAAGAGGGUGAUCUGAUAUACACUGAUUAUAAAAAUAGAACUCUGAAUAUUUUCAGACAAGGGACAAUUGAGGUAUUAGUCACUACACAAGAAGGCUGGAAACCAAGGGGGCUUUGUGCUACCAGAUCAGGUGACGUAUUGGUCAACCUGUAUAAUGGAAGCCAAAACAAAACAAAGUCCUCUACCAAGGACAAAUGGUGA
Messenger RNA from Saccostrea cuccullata (small rock oyster), 471 nucleotides. RefSeq lists its product as uncharacterized. Lineage: Eukaryota; Metazoa; Mollusca; Bivalvia; Ostreida; Ostreidae. The coding region runs from base 1 to 471 and encodes 156 amino acids. The transcript has a single exon. The record is from RefSeq and is a predicted model, not a curated record.